AUGAAAUCGGCUUUCAACAAGCUCCGGCCCAACUUUUGGUCGAGGCUGACGCCGUCGUCCGAUGGCGACUACUUUUUCGUCGAGCUGGAAGACGCUCAUCGCACCUGGCACCCUGGAGACACGGUUCAUGGCAACGUGAUUCUGGUGCUAUACAAGCCUCAGAGGAUAAGCAGUGUGGAUUUGAGCUUUGCCGGCAACGUGGUGGUCAAGAGCGCGCUGGUCAAGGGCAAGGGAAGCCGCAGCGUGCUCUUUGAGCAGAAAUUGAGGCUCCACGGAACUCCUACGGCAGGUUCAAACUCCAACACGACACCUUCAAGUGGUAACCACAACAGCCACGUCUCCAACAGCGCCACCAACAGCAACAGAAACAGCGGCAGUCACAUGAGUACGCGAACAAGCAACAGAAACAGCAACAGCCAUGUCGCCUCCAACACCCCCAGCAUGUCCACCUCUCCAACAUCCACGUCAUCAGGAGUUGCAGCAACGGCAGACACAACCACAACGAUGGACACAAACACAAGCCAAGCUUCUUCGACAGCCCCAGAUACCCUGAACCCGAGCUCCUCUACGGAGUUGUCUCGCACGGCUACCCGACAGUCGUCUGACGGAUCAAUAUGGAGAAGCGUAGGAUCUUCGACGCCUGGAGCAGCCAGCGGGGGAGUGGCAGACAUGAUGAUGAACUCGGUGACCACCGAACCGGUGCUGAGCUCGCGCAUGUCCAUGCAUACCACCAACUCGCAUCUCAGUCAAAUGUCGCGCGAAUCGCAUGUCACUACAGCUUCUCGCGAAUCGCACAUGUCGCGUGAGUCCAACACGUCCACAUCAUCCACUUCGGAGGAAUUGGAGAUUGGCGAGCAUCGAUUUGCCUUCAUUCUGGAGAUCCCCCAAAAGGGUCUCUUCAACUCGCUAGAGUUUGAACGAGGGUCGAUUUCGUAUGUUAUUACGGCAGUGGCCAAACGACACGGCCCGCUGCCGGCACUGCAUGCGAAACGAGUGCUUCAGCUGGUUUGUCCAGUUGAUGUGGCUCGUUUGCCCCCUCCUAAACCAUCUACUCUUUCCGUGGAGAUUCAGAAGCGGAAGAAACAGCAAGGCAUCAUUACAACAACGCUGGAAGUCGGCCGAGGAGGAUACUUGCGAGGCGAAUCUUUCCCUGUCAAGAUCACCAUCCAACACGUGAAGUGCGUCAAGUGCUUGAGAGGCCUGGUCGUUACUCUCUGUCGGUUCAGUAAGGUUACUUGUAACGACGAUGAGCCGCAGAGUUUCCGAAAAGAUCUCUCGCAGACAGUCUCACCGCUCUACACUGAUCCCGUUACCUUCUCCUCCACAGUGUCAACCACCCUUAGAAUCCCUCCUGACGUGUUCCCUACCACCAAGGGACACGGCCUGGUCAGUUUCAACUACUGUGUGGAAGUGGUGAUUGAUCUCGCAGGCAAAUGGGACCUGGAAGAAGACCGAACGGGUUUCCUUCAUACUGACAGACUCAAGCGAAACAAGGGAGUUGUCAGUCUGUGGACUGAGGUAAUUAUCGGUACUGAUAGAAGAAGAUACCGAUCCGACAGCCACGCCACAGCCCAUACAAACACCAACCACGUGACCAACCACGUGUCUCAAAAUCAUGGGAGUCCCGGCCACGUCAACUUUGGACAUGUGCCUUCACCCAGCGGCAGCAGUAACCAUGGCAACGGGCAUGGUGCAUAUGGCGUUGGACACGCAUCCCAGUCGUCCUCUCCCGGUAACCACAGCAAUUACAGUUACCACGGCAACCCCAAUCACGGGGCCAGCCAUAUUAACAAUCACGUGACUGCUGGAUCGAGUCACACGUCUGGUGGUCUUUCGGAAAAACAGCUCAUGAAGCUUCGAGAGGAGGCUCUGCUUCCUUCGGAGCCGGCUGCUAUCAGCUCUCCUUCCUUGGACGCGUUUCCCUCAGCUCCAGAGUAUGCUAUUGGCGACGAGGUAGCUGGUUCCAGUGCGGGACCUUCAGCACCUUCUGCGCCAGCACAUACCAUUGCUGGCGUGGUUGCUUCUGCUCCUCUUACACCUUCCGACAAGCAUGAGAACGAGCUGCUUCGUCUCCAGGGACUUUCUUCCGACCCGUACGCGGAUGAGGAUCAUGUCCCGCAAUACAAGGAGAAGGAGAAAGCUCCUGAGGAGGUGGUUGCCAUGCAACUGAAUGAGCUGGCCAGUGUUCCUCCUAUUGAAGGCGAGAUUGAGGAAGUGGGUAACAGUGCAAAUGCCCCUUCAGCCCCCGUGAUGAAUGGCCAUGAAGGGGGCUUUUUUGAUGCUCCCAGUGAGUUCUCAGAGUCCAGUGCUCCUCCCGUUGUUCAUGGUCAUGUUCAUGGACAUGUUCAUGGACACAGCCAUUCUAGCACUGGCACCAUUGUGAGUGGAGAUGCUUCUGCCUCAGCCCCGGCUCCUACCUCCAUUCGCAGCGUUUCUACUGCACCCUCAGACACCCCAACUGCCCCUCCUGUCAUUACGCAUGGGUUCACGGGACCUGUUGGCCCUGGAGUGGUGGACCCCGGCACCAGUGGCACAGCCAGCACGACCGUGGACUCGCUCAACUCCGAAAUUAGCUCUGGUACACCUGCAUCGACCCUGCCAGACACUAACAAGUCGCUUUCUGACAGCGACGAUAUUUAUUCUUAG
Messenger RNA from Yarrowia lipolytica CLIB122, 2646 nucleotides. RefSeq lists its product as uncharacterized. Gene Ontology annotation, molecular function: ubiquitin protein ligase binding; protein-macromolecule adaptor activity. Gene Ontology annotation, biological process: ubiquitin-dependent endocytosis. The record is from RefSeq and is a predicted model, not a curated record. NCBI's taxonomy places the organism in Eukaryota, Fungi, Ascomycota, Dipodascomycetes, Dipodascales. Gene Ontology annotation, cellular component: cytosol; cytoplasm; plasma membrane.